Messenger RNA from Fusarium pseudograminearum CS3096, 1074 nucleotides. RefSeq lists its product as uncharacterized. The coding region runs from base 1 to 1074 and encodes 357 amino acids. The record is from RefSeq and is a predicted model, not a curated record. NCBI's taxonomy places the organism in Eukaryota, Fungi, Ascomycota, Sordariomycetes, Hypocreales, Nectriaceae. The transcript is spliced from 3 exons.
AUGGGGAGAAAACUACCAUGGAAGACUUCACCGGCCCAAUCAAGCCCUGAUAAUAAAGCAUCUAUAAAAUCUGAAAGUCCGCGCCUGACAGUAUCGAAUCCUACCAUCGACAGCCCUUCAGCAUUUAGAAAGAAACCGCGUCAUGACCGCGUUAUCGAUUCAGAAGAUAGCGCGCGCAGUCCAUCAACAUCACCUCCCCCAGAGCCGCCACCAGAAAGGUUCAUGAGACCAGGUCUCGACCACGAUGAUCGCUAUCGCAUGGUUGAAGACGAAUUUCUCAACAUGGCUCAUCAAUUCACCGUUCAUCUUCAUCGCGCAGAAUAUGACCGCUUAAAGAACCUGGCUAAGCACCAGAACGCGGAUACUAUUCGCGAGAUAGAGCGCCCCAUCGUUGGCCCGCCUACUCUCCUUGCACGGCAACGUCAGGAGAGCGGGCGCCGUGUAUCCAAGCAGCGCAAACUUCUCGCUGACUCUUCCAACGAAAAGGACACGUCUUUUGCCGGGUCAAGCUUACAGGGUCUUAUGGAAAGUCCAAGGAAGGAGCACAAGUGGAUAUCAGCAGGUCUGGCCGAUGCAGCCAAAACAAGAGCUUCUGCUGGGUUCGGUUCACAAAAGAUCACUCCGGUAAGGAUGAGACAGAUCACGAAGCCUGGAUCAGGAAAGAAGAGGCAACUUCCUCUGGCGGAUGACGAUGAGACGGAUGGCGGAGAUGAUUUGGACCUUGCUACGCCUUCACGCGAGCCUGUGACGAAAGCAGCGCGCUCAUCUCACACUUCGAGUCCAGCUGCGUCGCGCUCAGCACCACGGCCAGCGUUUAGUACACCCCGAACGAGCACGACUAUAAACAAAACCUCACGAUCAGGUUCCAGCAUCAGACGGCCAACAACGGUACCAGGAGAUAGCACGCGUGGUACAAUUAAGCGUGACGAUAUUCACGAAGACAUAGACGAUGAUGACAUUUUUGGAAUCACGAAACGAAUGUCUGACCGCCGUAAAUCAAAGGGGUUAGGCCGCAGAACGGAGGACAAAACGCCUGCCAAACACUCACUCGACGAGAUUCCCUCAUUCAUAUAG